GUUGUCAUUGUCAUUGUCAUCAUCAUGUUAAUACAGGUCAUUUACAAAAUCCAACUAAUAAUUAUUUAUAUUUUCCACAACAACAUGAAGAAAAACGAACAAAAAAUCAAAUUUUUCCUUUUAUUUUUUAA
Molecule: messenger RNA, 131 nt
Organism: Rotaria sp. Silwood2
Lineage: Eukaryota; Metazoa; Rotifera; Eurotatoria; Philodinida; Philodinidae
Source: the annotation of a GenBank genome assembly